AUCUUAGUAUUUUUAGGAUUUCUGGUUUAAUAAAAUAAAUUUGUAUUACAAUUGUGGACGUCCCAAAAUUUUGUCUAGUCAGUAUUAGUUCACUUUUGUCUCCAAACUUGGUAAUGUACUGUAUACACAUCAAGUUGAAAGAACACCUAUUACAUGAUUACAUAUUUACAAUUUCAUAUACAAGUAUGUAUAUUCUCAAAUAAAGAUAAGAAAUGUCUCUACUUCACCAGAUCAAAACUCGUCAGAGAUCUUGAGGCAGGACAAAGAUGUGUUUCAAAGAUAGCGUUAACAAUUUCAAAUUCAAAUGCAAACCAAUUGUUUUGGCAGAAUGAAAUGAAUGUAUAGUGUUUUCUAUCUAAUCAGACUGAGAUAAGGUGGCGUCUAUCUUUAGUGUGAAAGUGUCCAACAUUGAACCCCCCCCCUGUGUUUUUGGGACUUUGCACCCCAUAUGAACACAUUAGAAGUCUGUCAGUAAGUGUGUGAAUGGAUCAGACUGCUAUCGGAAAGGGCAGGAUACACAUUAACACAACCUGUGAUAGAAGAGAAGAGCCAGGGAAGUUAAGCUAUCCAUUGCUGUCCAAAACUUCACUGCGCAACCAGACCUGAAGACCUCUCACUGGAGAACAUUAAGGAUUACAUUUUCAUUGUGAGGACAUGCUUUUGGGAUCUAUACACUGGAGGUGAUCUGAACAGUGAGUGUGAGGAGAGAAAUUUAGUAAAGGUUCACAUUCACGUCUGGAAUAGAGAAUUGAAUAUUCAAUUGAGUUUUCCGAAAUGGAAAAAGAGAUGAAAGACACAGAGCUCAGGAAGAGGGUACCAUAUCACAUUCACAGAGAUGUACUGGACGAGCUCAGUGUCGACCAAGUUGCUGACAAAUCAGAUGUCAAGAUUUCAUCAAAAGAAAAACUCAAAGAUGCUGUCAGAUGUACAGGCCCACGGUUUAAGAGUUGUUUCCUAUCCUUUGUUCCUCUCCUGGCAUGGCUGCCGCGAUACCCAUUUCGAGAAAAUGUUAUUGGAGAUCUGAUAUCAGGAAUUAGUGUGGGAAUCAUGCACCUGCCACAAGGUAUGGCAUAUGCGUUGCUGGCUGCUGUCCCUCCUGUUUUUGGUCUCUAUUCCUCCUUUUACCCCAUUCUCAUUUAUUUCAUAUUUGGAACAUCCAAACACAUCUCUGUGGGUACAUAUGCAGUUAUGAGCGUUAUGAUUGGCAGCGUGACAGAGCGUUUGGCGCCAGACUCGGACUUCAUGAUGCCAGGCAAUGACACCAACAUCACCAUCUUAGACACUGUCGGCCGUGAUGCGGAGAGGGUCAAAAUUGCUGCCACUGUGACUUUCUUAUCUGGCAUUUUCCAGUUGCUCCUCGGUCUGGUUCGGUUCGGUUUUGUGGUGACGUAUCUGUCAGAGCCAUUGGUGAGAGCUUACACAACAGCAGCCGCCAUCCACGUUAUCGUCUCCCAGCUGAAAUAUUCCUUCGGCAUCAACCCACAGCGGUACAGCGGACCUUUGUCUCUUAUAUAUACAGUCAUAGAGAUUUGUGCAUUGCUUGGAAAGACUAACGUUGGUACUCUGGUAGUUAGCAUUGUAACCAUUAUUGGCCUGAUCUGUGCAAAGCAACUUAGUGCUUUGGCAGCACGCAAAAUUCCUGUCCCUAUUCCUGUUGAGCUGAUCACUAUUAUUAUCGCUACUGUGGUGUCAUGGCAGAUGGAUUUGAAGACAGAAUACAAUGUUGAAGUGGUUGGACAAAUUCCAUCUGGUCUGCAGGCUCCUGUGGCACCCGCUGUUUCACUGAUGAGUUCAAUGGUCGGUGAUGCUUUUGCACUGGCUGUUGUUGGUUAUGGCAUUGCUAUCUCACUGGGUAGAAUUUUUGCCCUUAAAUAUGCUUACAAAGUCGACAGUAACCAGGAGCUCAUAGCUUUGGGUCUGUCUAACUCCAUCGGAGGCUUGUUCAAGUGCUUUGCUAUCAGCUGCUCUAUGUCUCGUACCAUGGUGCAGGUCAGCACAGGGGGGAAGUCACAGGUGGCUGGAGCAGUUUCUGCUAUGGUAAUUCUGGUGAUCUUGUUAAAGAUUGGAGAACUCUUUGAAGAGCUGCCAAAGGCAGUGCUGGCUGCUAUAAUCUACGUAAACCUGCAAGGCAUGAUGAAGCAGUUUGGAGACAUCUGCUCUCUCUGGAGGACCAAUAAAGUGGAUAUGGUGGUGUGGGUGAUGACUUUGAUCUUGACAGUGUUGUUCAAUCCUGAUUUGGGACUGGCUGCAUCUAUCGCCUUCUCCAUCCUCACCGUCGUCUUCAGAACUCAGCUCCCGAAAUACUCUCUCCUUGGCCAGGUUCCUGGCACUGACAUCUACAGACCAGUAGAGGACUACAAUCAGGUGAAGGAGAUUCCCGGUAUAAUGAUUUUCCGUUCAUCUGCAACAUUGUACUUUGCCAACGCUGAAAUGUACAUCGAUGCACUCUAUGACAAGACUGGGGUAGACGUGGCUAAACUUCUCUCACACAAGAAAAAAUUGGAAGCAAAGAGACUCCGAAAAGAAAAGAAAGCCGCAAAGAAGGCGAAGAAAGAGGCCAAGAAAAAAGCUAAAGAAGCCGCCGUUCAAGCUACUAAGGGGGAAGAUGUGCAGUUGUCGGACACAGAUGAAAGCGGGGAGGAGCCAGAGUUGUCACACACAGGGGCAAAUGGGGAUGUUCAUGAGAUGUCAUUCAAAGAGCCUAAGGAUGUAGUAACUGUGGAGGCGGGGCCUGACUCUGACACUGACACUACGCUCCCACAGGCCAUCAUUCUUGACCUGAGCCCAGUCAACUUCCUGGAUACAGUUGCCGUGAAAACUAUACGCAGUAUCUAUAAAGAUUAUGGAGAGGCUGGUGUGCAGGUGUACUUAUGUGGCUGCCAGAGAGGCGUUGUAGAGAGUAUGGAGAAUGGUGAUUUCUUCAAUGAGAAACUAACUAAAUCGAUUCUCUUCUCAUCGGUACAUGAUGCCGUUCUUUAUUGCCAGCAAGAAAACAGCGAGGAGGUUUUGCAGGGAACACAUUUGUAAAUCCAAACACCAAACAUCAUAUGGAAAACACCCCAGAACACAAUUGUUAUUUACACAAAUAGUAUUUGUUAUUGGAUUGUUAUUUAUUGUGUAUUUCAUCUUGGGGAAGAAAAAAAAGUAAAGGAGAUGUUUUGAUGAUAAUUUGUUUUUAAAAAAUAAUAAUCACUUUUUAAUGUGAAAUGUCUAAGAAUGUGAGAAUCUGUCAUUGAGUUGUAUUGUACAAGUAACAUGUAAAUCAACUUUUGUAAUGGAAAAAAAACAAAACAAAGCAAUUCUUGACAGGCUAUUCCGGGUCAUGGCACUGUAGAGUUCCAGGUACAUUUAUGACACUGAAAUACUUGAAUGUAAACUAAGUUUCUCACAAAAUAAUUACUGGAAAGUUUUAAUAUAAAUUAUACAAUAUUUUAGCAAUUAUAUUACAGUUUAAAUGCUUGGCGUCAGUAAAAUAUCAGUCAAUAUUUCAUUUUUAAAUAAAUGCUGUUCUUUUGAACUUUCAGUAUUAAUCAAAGAAUUUAGGAGACUGAAGAAAUGAUGCUGAAAAUUCAGCUUGGCCAUCACAGGAAUAAAGUUAUUUUUAAGUGUAAUAAUAUUUCACAAUAUUACAGCAUUUUUGAUCAAAGACAUGCAACUUUGGAAGAAAAUGAUUUCAAAUACAUAUAAAAAUAUAUAUAAAUUUACUGACCCCAAAAUUUUGAUCAAACUUUUGGCCUAUUGUAAUUACCAUAUAAAAUUCAGUUUAUCUAUUUUAGUGUGUAUAAGCUAUGUAUGCUAUAUAUGUGUUAACUUUUUGUAUGCAUGUGUAUUUAGAAUCAGUGUAACUUAAAUAAACAGUCAUUUUCUUA
This is a messenger RNA of Pimephales promelas (fathead minnow), 3869 nucleotides long. It is a transcript of the gene slc26a6.2, whose product is annotated as solute carrier family 26 member 6, tandem duplicate 2. The record is from RefSeq and is a predicted model, not a curated record. Gene Ontology annotation, cellular component: membrane. Gene Ontology annotation, biological process: sulfate transmembrane transport. Gene Ontology annotation, molecular function: secondary active sulfate transmembrane transporter activity. NCBI's taxonomy places the organism in Eukaryota, Metazoa, Chordata, Actinopteri, Cypriniformes, Leuciscidae.